Molecule: messenger RNA, 821 nt
Organism: Aureobasidium pullulans EXF-150
Lineage: Eukaryota; Fungi; Ascomycota; Dothideomycetes; Dothideales; Saccotheciaceae
Exons: 1
Coding region: 230-646 (138 amino acids)
Source: RefSeq, a predicted model, not a curated record
UAUACCUUUUUCAACACUCCUACGAAUCACUUGGACCGCUUCAGCUCCCACAUUUGAUUCUUUUCUUUCUUCUGUCAUUCGAUUCACUUUUUCACAACUCUCCGGUUUGCUGAUUCUUAAUGUCGCUCACUGGCUGUGUAUAAUGUUUUUUUCUUAUUCUUUAUUUUCUAUUACCGCUCCAAGAAAAGAGCCUUGUCUUCUUUUCUGCGGGCCUUGAGACGAGCGGCAUAUGCCAUGCUCACUCAAAACACGAACAAUUAUCGACUGGUCCAAACUAUACCCUCUACUACAGAAUCAGCAUUCAAAAAUUCAAUCCAUCAUCAUUUCAAACAAAACCUUGCGAUCUAUUGGUCUCCUGAUCCCUUUUUUUUUUUUUGCCAUGCAUAUCUCUGAUUUCUUAGGUGAUUUUCAAUCCCUUUCUUAUCAUUGUUUCAGUCUCACCCCCUUUCUUGGUUUCAUACCGUUUGGAAAAGGUUUGCAUGCCUUUGGUUUCAUGUUGCUUCGCUUUUCUGAAUCACCAUCUCGGUCACACGACUUGAUUGUAAAUAUCAAGUUACCCCUUCCUUCAUUCUAUAGGAUGGUACUACCGAUUCUCGGUUCUUGUAGGUCGCGUCUUCUUUCUUUCUUGCUUCAUUCAUCUUUAUGACUUUGCCCAAAUAUCAUGGAGAGUCAGGCUUCUAACAUUAUCUGUGGUUUAGUAUUUCACUUGGGACUAGUCAGUCAAUGAACUGUAUCGUCAAGCCAGGCAGACAGAGCAGGCACGGACAAGGACAAGAUGAAGAGAGGCAGCGAGGAAUAGUAUAGGAAAUUGUACAACAAGG